GCUGCCAGUCCUACAUUUUCUAGGGCGUGUGUACUUUUUCAUGGAUUUUAGCAAAUAGGAGUGGCAUAAUCUAAAUGAUCAAUCUGCCUUAUCAUAACAAGGCUUUACAUUAUCCAAAGUUAAUAACAUAACCCAUGCUUCUAUUCAAUCAACUGUGAUAAAUGAUGCAACCCUUAUUUAUAUCAAAUACAGUAACAACACGGAUGUAUUUAUUGUCAGCAUUGUUACUAAAUAUUUGAAUGGGUUUUUAGGAGCCACGUGGGUGUGUAACCCCUGAAAGAUGCGGGGUAAUUAGAGACACAAGCUUACUUAACCUUCCUUUUGCUUCGCCUUAUAAUUAGUGGCCCGGAGCAAUACUGUUACUCCAUCCUUACAAAAACAAUGUUUAUUAAGAACAGUCCGAGGAUAUACAUAUUAUGAAUAAUUCCUUUCAUUAAUUUGCCGACAUCUCCGUUUGGAGCCCUGAAAAUCAGAGUGAUUAAUUUAUGAGUCUCACAAGAAUUUCCUCAAUGCCUGCCUGUUGAUUGCAGUGCUGGACUUUAUUUAUUAGCUGUUCCAAUGAGCUUGCAAUUCAAGACACACUGGCAAUUAGUCAAAUGUUUUGCAUAUCACCUUACACUUGUCAGUUUCUCUUCAUGGUCAACUGCAAAUAACGUUUUGAUAGACUAGUCUUUAUUUCUAACCAUGGAAAGCAUAUUUUGGAGGUAAUUUUGACUACAUUUCUUUCCUUUUUGCCACUUUUUGAUAGGCUUAUAAAGAAAAUACAGUGUCGGAUUCGCAGCCAAUUAGAAUGGGAUAUGGCCCACCACAUAUCAGAGUUGAAGGAAAAGAGAGUCCAGCCUCUGGCGUUGAAAACGAGCCUCUACUGCCCUCAGACAGAAACAAGUUAGAGAGGGGAAAGAGCAGUCUUCUCCACUGCGAGGGAGUGUUAUGGGGCGAGUGAUUAAUUACGUUGGAGUGAAAUACUUGUCUACCGCUUUGUGUAUCCAAUAAAUUAAGGGCUCCUGAGACUUUUACGCACACAGGUGAAGUGUUGGAUGCGCGUACAGGAACCGCUGCGCACCCUUUCUGCAGACGCGCCACUUUAUAAGGAUAAGCUGGACGUGGAGUGGGACAAUUCUACAUUGAGGAGCAAAUUCUGUAUCCUAUAGAAGCCGUCUUUGGAUUGCGUUCAUGUCGUUUUUCAAGACAGCGCCUUGGAGAAAUACCAGAGGUAAAUUCCAUAUCAGACCACCAACCAGAAACUGCUCUCAUGAGUUUGUACACUGGCAAUAUGCCUGGUAGGGGCUUCACUUGCAUGUCUUUCACAUGUCACCGUGUAAUCAGAACUAAUUCAUGUGUCUUUAGAGCAACAUUGGACAGUUGUGUAUAAUUUGGCUUUUUAAAGUUUUGUUUAUUACUGGGUGUGUUGUCUGUCUAAUGUGCAAUUUGUCAACAGACAUUUUCAAUAAGUGACUGCAGACCAGAGAACAUAAGUUAUGGUUUAAUUAAUAAAAAAACAAUGACAAUAUCUUAAAUAUUUAUGAAUUAUAAUAUAAGUUAAAAGUUAAGUUAAACAGAGAACACAGGGCUACUAGACUACAAUAAAUAAUUAAUAAGUUAUGUCUAAAAUAAGUUAGUCAAAUGUAACUUGAGUUCAAAUCAAAUGUGCAAUAUAACGGGCCGGAUAAACCACUAAAAGUGACAUGGUGUUUUGAUAAUUCAUCUGUAAUUCUUCAGGUUUGUAAGUGCACCCCGAUGGUUGGAAGACAGACUCUCGGAAUGCACAGCGGUCAGUGCUCCGGGACUGUGGUGGAUGACAGUCCUCCAUCCAGUCCAAGUUCCAGUCCCAGUCCAGACGGUCGUCGUCGGGAGCUCCAGCGGGCCAGGGUGCUUCAGGCCGGCGGGCUCGGCGGCAGAGGACGCCCGGCGGCAGCUAACGCAGCGCGGGAGAGGAGUCGAGUGCAAACUCUGAGAACCGCGUUCCUGGAGCUACAAAGGACUUUGCCGUCCGUUCCGCCGGACACCAAGCUGUCCAAACUCGACGUGUUGAUACUGGCCACCACCUACAUUGCCCAUUUGACUCGAACACUACAAGAGGAAGGCACGGAGGAGGGAGAGAGCACAAAACAAACAGAUGCGUUACACUCAUUAAAAGGUGAUGGCUACCUGCACCCAGUUAAGAAAUGGCCGAUGCGAUCCAGACUGUACGUCGGAGCUACGGGACAGUUCCUGAACACCACACAUCCUUCAGAUUCAGAGAAUCAAGGCCCAUCAUCGUCCAAAUCCAAGGAACAGGCUUAAAUCAUCUGUAUGAAACUGUUUCAUAUUUGCAUGAGUGUUGCUGUUUAUUCUGGCAGCAGCAGCAUGAGUGUAGAACAAAUUAAACUGAUUUUACUUCCACUGAGCCCGCUCCAUGUGGACAUUGUAAAUUAAUAUAUUACGUGAAUUUUAAUGUAUGAGAAAGCAUACAUUAUGUUUCUCUGUUGUUGUUAUUUUGGCUUAUCCUGCGUUGUGCAGUUCCAUACAUGUCCCAGGUAUGAUAUUUGUAGAAAUUCCGUGGGGUAAUGAGUCCGUCAUGCUUGAAGUGUGCACUUUCAGUUGAAACAUUUGCACUAAAUGCAUGUGUGAAUAACUUAACAUCUGUCAUGUGAAGUGGUCUGUCAGAGAGUCAACAAUGGUGGCUCCUCAUCUCAUGUUCCUUCUUAUUUUUACAUGCAUGGUUGUAAAUGUGUUUGUGAAUAAAUGACUUCAGUGAAAGAAGACAUGUCUCAUAAAGUUUUAAAAAAUAAUCGAGAAUCGGUUUAAGAAAAGUGAAAACGAAAAAUAAUUGAACGUAGAGAUUAUGACAUAAUUAAAUGUAAUAUAAUAAAUAAACUGAGUUACUGUUACUUUA
Messenger RNA from Thunnus maccoyii (southern bluefin tuna), 2875 nucleotides. Its product is annotated as transcription factor 24-like. The record is from RefSeq and is a predicted model, not a curated record. Gene Ontology annotation, biological process: developmental process; regulation of transcription by RNA polymerase II. Bases 1738 to 2283 code for a protein of 181 amino acids. Lineage: Eukaryota; Metazoa; Chordata; Actinopteri; Scombriformes; Scombridae. Gene Ontology annotation, molecular function: RNA polymerase II transcription regulatory region sequence-specific DNA binding; DNA-binding transcription factor activity, RNA polymerase II-specific; protein dimerization activity. The transcript has 2 exons.